GUGAUACUUUUUAACUAUUACAUACAAAUUUUGAAAAUAUGCCAAUACACUUUAAAAUGAAAAAUCGUAAAACUAAUUUAUAUUUCAUUAUUUUGUUUAAUAAAGACUUCUUGUUUAAAUAACUCCUAAAAAUUAUUAAGUUUUGAAAAAUAUAUGUUUUCGACUCAGGUUUUUGGUUAAAUUCGGUGAGUGGGAGGAGGCUCCUUCACGACGGGAUAUACAAGAUGCUUGGUUCCAUAGUCCGUCGCUCCGUGAGAGGACUCCACCCCGUGCGCCCUUACACAACUGUCACUGGUUCCAAGAAUAUAAAUGGGACUCUGAACGCGAAAUUUAUCUUGUUCGAGGAUUCUGGGCACCGCCCGGUUUUCGAAACCCUUUAUGGGUACCCGGACAAUUGCCAAUACUACCACUACGCGAAGGAAAAUGGUUGGGUGCAGAGACUAAUGUCGUACGAUUGGAGUCUAGUACCCAACGAUGGGAGAGAAAGAGUCUCGGGGUGCUUAUUGGUUUAUCAAACCAAUCUAGGCACCUAUCACCAACUAGAGUAUAGGUGGAUACACGGAGCUCCCUAG
Leptopilina boulardi is the source of this 572-nucleotide messenger RNA. RefSeq lists its product as uncharacterized. Lineage: Eukaryota; Metazoa; Arthropoda; Insecta; Hymenoptera; Figitidae. The transcript has 3 exons. Bases 225 to 572 code for a protein of 115 amino acids. The record is from RefSeq and is a predicted model, not a curated record.